Molecule: messenger RNA, 999 nt
Organism: Aaosphaeria arxii CBS 175.79
Lineage: Eukaryota; Fungi; Ascomycota; Dothideomycetes; Pleosporales
Product: HAD-like protein
Exons: 1
Coding region: 87-809 (240 amino acids)
Source: RefSeq, a predicted model, not a curated record
CCUGUAUCCUGUAUAAAGUCUGUGGUACAUCUUCAUCCUGAUCGUUCACAUUGCUCCUUAUUCUCUAGAUCACCUGAAUCUUCGCCAUGUCCAAAUUAACCGACUUUCGCCUGCUGUCGUUUGAUGUCUACGGCACGCUGAUAGACUGGGAGCGUGGUGCCGUACGCGCCUACCAGCCUACAUUGGAGAAAAAUGGCCAAACCGACUUAGAUCCGAAGGUGAUCAUAACCACACACAGAGAAGUGGAAGCACCUAUUCUCGCCGAGAAUCCGAGUAUGAAGUACGCUCAGCUAUUGACAAAGGUCCAUCCUGAGCUGUGCAAGCGAUUGGGCUUUGCUGAGCCCACGGCCGAGGAAAGCAAAGCAUUCGGCGACUCAGUUCCAAACUGGCCUGUCUUCCCUGAUACCGUGGAUGCAUUGAAGAGACUGUCGAAACACUACAAACUCGUUGUGUUGUCGAACGUGGAUAAUGCGUCGUUUGCCGGUGCGCUCGCUGGCCCACUUGAGAACUUUCAGUUCGAUGCUGUUCUCACGGCUGAGGAUAUUGGCUCCUACAAGCCGGAUCUUCGCAACUUCGAAUACAUGUUUGCCAAAGCCAAAGAACUGGGCGUGGAGAGAGACCAGGUACUGCAGACAGCACAGAGCCAACACCAUGAUCACCAUCCAGCACGGAAGAUUGGUCUGAAGAGUUGUUGGAUUUACCGCAGCUCGUCGAUCAUGGGAAGCAGACAAGACCCUGUUUGGGACUGGAGAUUCGACACUCUAGGAGAAAUGGCAGAUGCAGUCGAGGAAGAGCUACGGCAAUCAUAGUUAGCGUAGAUGUGUUCAUCUGAACGUCAGGAUCGCGCCGAGAUUGAUGAAAGACUUCGUAGAUGUGAAGAGACAUGCCGAUUAGUCUGCAUCAGCUAUCUAGUGGAUUGACCCAUAAUACGUUAAGAUUAAAAAAAUACCUGAACCCUCUGAACACAACAGUUGUUAAACAAUCUUACUUACAAUGAAG